CCAAGGGACUUGUCCAGGGCCCAACUUCUGCCCAAGGUCAAAGGCCAGUGCCCUUCAGGCCUUCAGAACAGGCCUGAGAGGACUGCGACACCAGGUGGGUCCCAGGGAAGCAUCUCCACUUCAGAGAGGGGCCCAGUCAAGUCACACGGAGCGGUAGCUGCACAGUUUGCGCCCUCAUCCUUGGUUUUCAUGAAUCUUCCCCACCUCCUAUUACAGAUCAAGGGUCUUGUGCAUGUGCAAGGGCUGUGCAGAGGCGAGGGCUGCGUGGGGAGCGAAUACAAUUCUCCAUGAGAUGCCUUGUGGAGAAAGGACUCACUCAGAAGGGGAGGUUUCACCCCAGCUUGAAGGAGGCCCAAGACAGUAUAUCCAGAAGGAGGAAGCAGCAUUAGGGCCUGGAGGCUGAGAGCCCUUUUCAGUGGAGCAGGAAGCAGGACAUGAGGUCAGAGGAGAAGGGCGGUACAGUGAGGACUCAGCAUAGAAGAGACUCGGCCUCUUCCUUUUUAAUUAUUAAAGAAAGGAAAUGUGCUUGUUGCAGUUUAGAGACAGUUUAGAAAUCUAAAUCUAAGGCCUGGCAUCUGCUAAGGGCCUUCUUGCCCCAUCGUCCCGAGGUGGAAAGGCAGGAGAGCAGGAUUUUGAUGUAGUGUAUCGGGGGCCACUGUACGGUCAGAAGCCCCAUUGUUUUCCCCUGGGCAAGAGGAGGCUGCGACUCUGAUUCAUGGCUGUAAACAACUCUGGAGAGAGUAGACAAACAGGCUCAGUGCCUGGUGAGUCAUUUCUGGGGCCAGGGCCUCUCUUUCUCGGGUUAUUCUCAUCCUGACUAGGCUUAGGUGGCUGCUGCAGGCCACUGUAGCCUGGGACUGCCACCUCGUGGUCGUUCUGACUUCACAUAGCCACAGCUUGUCAGGGUGGGUGGGAAUGAAUGGGAAUUUGCUAUGAACCGGCUGGACAAGCAGGCCUUCAUCCUUGCACACCAAGGCAGCUGUGGAGAGGCUCACUAAACUAGGACUCGGUUGCCACCCUCUGUGACCCAACAUGGCUGUCACUGUCUAGGCACAGAACUCAGCCUAGCUGCGGCUGUCAACCUGCCCCUAGAGAUUCCCUACUUCUCAGGCCUCUUCCAGUCUCAGGCUCACAGACGUUGGCUCACUCUCGCUAAUGGUUGCCUGAGGUCUGGGCACUGGGCCACCAGUCACCCUCCAGCCAGGGUUAAACAUUAGUGGGAGGUUAUCGAGUUUGGAAAGGGGGUGGGGAAUCGCACUUGCAACAGUCUCCCGCGGGCCUGCUUGGAGUACCAGUUUCCACCGGAGCCCAUAAAAUGCCUGUGGAAGAGUUUGUGGCUGGCUGGAUCUCUGCAGAGACUUGCUUCCUAGACUUUGGCACACAGGCCUCACUUACACCACCUUCUUGCCACCGCAGGAGCCGUGGGCCUGGUCCUGGGGCACCCGUUUGACACUGUAAAGGUGCGGUUACAGACCCAAAACACGUACCAGGGCAUUGUGGACUGCGUGGUCAAGACUUACCGCCAUGAGUCAGUAGGUCCUGGGCUUCUUCAAGGGAAUGAGCUUCCCCAUUGCCAGUGUAGCCCUGGUCAACUCUGUCCUGUUCGGAGUAUACAGCAACACGUUGCUGGCACUUACAGCCACCUCCCAUCAGGAGCGACGGGCUCAGCCACCCAGCUACACAAACAUCUUCAUAGCAGGUUGUACUGGGGGUCUCCUGCAGGCCUACUGCCUGGCUCCUUUUGACCUCAUCAAAGUCCGUCUACAAAACCAAACAGAGCCAAGGAUGCAGAUAGGGAGCUCUACACCCCGGUACCGGGGACCUGUGCACUGUGCAGCCUCCAUCUUGAAAGAAGAAGGACCUCAGGGACUGUUCAGAGGAUCCUGGGCCCUGGUGUUGAGAGACACUCCUACGUUGGGAAUGUACUUUGUCACCUAUGAAGGGCUAUGUCGCCAGUACACACCAGAAGGCCAGAAUCCCAGUUCAGCCACAGUUCUGGUGGCAGGGGGCUUUGCAGGCAUAGCCUCCUGGAUCACAGCCACCCCUUUUGACGUGAUCAAGUCCCGGAUGCAGAUGGAUGGGCUGAAGGGGAGAAAGUAUGGAGGGAUGCUGGACUGUAUGGCAAGCAGCUUCCGGCAGGAGGGGAUAGGAGUCUUUUUCAAGGGCAUGACACUCAAUAGUGCCCGUGCCUUUCCUGUCAAUGCUGCCACCUUCCUCAGCUAUGAAUACCUACUGCGCUUGUGGAGAUGAGCCUGGCCCAGUGACACUGGCAGCUCUACAGCAGAAUUAUGGCUGACAGCAGCUUGGAAAACCAAGCUAAAGCACCCAGCUUUUAGGUGCAAAAGCAAGAGGUGCCUUGUUAAGGAGCCAAUGUGCAAGAAACCAAAGAACCUGGCCCUGUACAGACUCUAAGACACACACACCCUCCAGCCCACCUCACCAGGCCACUUCCGUCCAGGAAGCAGGGGCACAAAGUACAUGAAAAUCAUCCAAGCCACCAUGCCAUAACUGUCCCUGUGAAGGAGCUCUCAGAGAGCAGCCACUGUCCUGGCUUUACCUAGCCCUGGAGUUCAAAACACUCCCUGGAUAGGAGAAUGGUUUUUGUCUUCUUUAUGUCCAGAAACCUUCAGGGAAACCCAGGUCCAGGCUCCUGGCUGUCCUGCCUGACUGGGUGGCCUUCUCUUGGUUACUUCCUGGUGUGGUCCCUCAUGUCCCAGGAGUGCGGUGGGUGGUGUUAUUGUCCUCCAGUGGCCCACUCUCCUCAAGAUCCAGGCAGAGCUCUUUAUCUGGGGGUCCUUCCAGCCCCAUCUGUGCUGACUGUGGGGUACCCAAGCACCCCAGCCCUCCUGCCUACCUCAGUCAAACCUCUGUGUACAGUACUUCGUGGUUAGUUUUUUGCUCCUCUGAGUUGUUAGUCUGUGAGAGUCUUAUGGUCAAGGUCAUACUUCUGUCUCUUGAACAGAUACAUGCAAUAAAGUUUCAUUUGAUGCAGUA
This is a messenger RNA of Rattus norvegicus (Norway rat), 2994 nucleotides long. The record is from RefSeq and is a predicted model, not a curated record. Lineage: Eukaryota; Metazoa; Chordata; Mammalia; Rodentia; Muridae.